GGCGGUUUGCCCUGUAUGAUCGGAUUUAAUAAACAGAGGGGCAAAGAUCGAGAGGAUUUCGAGUCCUUUGCUUUCGGGGGACCACUGAGACGGAGGGAAAAUGGAGAAGAGGCUAUUAGAUGCAGCGAUGGAAGGAGAUAUUGCAUCCCUCUCACAACUUCUCAGGGAAGAACCCCUGCUUCUUCACCGGACGGUCGUCUCUUGUGUCUCCGACACCCCUCUCCACCUUUCCUCCAUGUUAGGCCACCUCGCUUUCGUAAAGGAGCUACUGCGUCUCAAUCCCGAACUGGUCUCCGAGUUUGACUCUCUCAAUUGCUCUGCUCUCCACCUGGCGGCUGCAAAGGGGCACCUGGAGAUUGUCAGAGAGCUGGUAAAGGUGGAUCCAGAGAUGUGCAUGGUAAGGAACCAGGAUGGUAGGACACCGCUUCAUGUGGCAGCCAUCAAGGGGAGGAUGGAGGUGGUGAAUGAGUUGGUCCGAGUUAAGCCGGAGUCUAUCCAGGUCUUGACCGAUCGACAUGAAACGGUGCUGCACUUGUGUGUGAAGCAUAAUAGGUUUCAGGUGCUGAAACUUCUGGUUGAAGAGACUGAUGGAAAUAUUCAAUUGCUGAAUUGGAAAGAUUCUGAAGGUAAUACUGUGUUGCAUGUUGCUGUGUCCAGGAAGCAGAUUGAGAUCAUAAAGGUUUUGGUUGCUAUUACCGGAUUGGAUGUAAAUGCAUUGAAUGUGAAUCACUCCACAGCAUUAGACGUUCUGAUACAGAGUCCGAGGGACUUGAGAGACAUGGAGAUUGAAAGCACUCUUCAAGGAGCCGGAGUUUUAUGUGCAAAGGAUCUACAUAUAAUCACGCGUGAGUGGGUUCCAAGUCUAGCAAAAGUUCCUCAGAUGACAAGGUCUCUGGUCUCCCAUCAAUUCUUGAACGAAAGCAAUUCAAGGAAGCUGGUAACAAAACAAAAGCACACUGAUUGGCUUGACAGGAAGCGAAGUGCAUUGAUGGUGGUAUCGUCAUUGAUUGCAACUGUGGCCUUCCAAGCUGCAAUUACUCCCCCAGGGGGUGUUUGGCAAGAUGACCUUGUUGGAGAUGACCGUGGAAGCCAGGAACCUCACACUGCAGGAACUUCUGUUAUGGCAGAAAAGGAUCCGUUUGGCUACGGUCAGUUCAUGAUUUUCAACACAAUUGCUUUCCUUGCAUCUCUAAGCAUAAUCCUCCUGAUUAUUAGUGGGCUACCAAUUAAGAGAAGGAGAUGGAUGUGGAUACAAAUGGUUAUUAUGUGGGUAGCUAUUACUGCACAGGGAAUGACAUACUUCCUCUCUUUUCGGUACAUAUCACCAGCUAAGUCCCAUAGUAUGCUGCAUGAUGUAACUCAGAUAUCAGUCUUGACAUGGUUGUGCUUGAUGGGAGUUGUUUUCAUUGGAAAUGUUGUUCGCAUGAAUUUAUGGAUUCUUAGAAAGUUUGGACUUAUUAAGGAAAAGGAGCAGAAACCUUCAGAUGCUGCUGACGACGAGCAGGAAGAUAUGUAAGAUGAAGUUUUGUUCAUUCAAUUUCUUGGAGAAGUUGCAUGUCUUUUUGUACACUGGAAUCAGUAUAUAUAAUUUGCAAUACUCAUUUAGAUCCUAGAUACAAGUUGUAAUGCUAUAAUUAUAAUGUCAUAUAGGAUUGUAAACUAACAAUAUUCAUGUUGUGUCCGUAAAUGAAAAGAUAUGUAUGAUAUUAUAGGUGGAUCCCCUAAUAAAAAGAGCCAAUUUUGUAAUGACAUACCAUGUUAUAAGUUUA
Rubroshorea leprosula is the source of this 1769-nucleotide messenger RNA. The record is from the annotation of a GenBank genome assembly. NCBI's taxonomy places the organism in Eukaryota, Viridiplantae, Streptophyta, Magnoliopsida, Malvales, Dipterocarpaceae.